Molecule: messenger RNA, 3761 nt
Organism: Salvelinus sp. IW2-2015
Lineage: Eukaryota; Metazoa; Chordata; Actinopteri; Salmoniformes; Salmonidae
Source: RefSeq, a predicted model, not a curated record
CCUGUACUGUGGGGGGAGUUGAUCAAACAGGAAACAUGCAACUGUUUUCCAAAAUGUAUGUGUUGUAUCGUCUCAGGCAGGUAUAUGUACUGUACAGUACAGUAUGUGUGUUAUUACAGCCUCGGUGUAACUAACCAGCGCAGUGGAAUACUWGUCAACGAGGCAGAGGGCAUGCUGGGAUUGAUUUAAAGUGAAGGGAACAUGAGACGGUGCUAAAGAGAGACCCCUCACCUCUGCCUCUGCCUGUUACCUAAAAGUAGUCCAGACACAUGGCUGGGCACAGGGUUUUCACUUCCAUCUAAAUGUAYUCUUUAUUGGACAUGGUUGCUUUAGGGAGGUUUAUGCUCAUACAAUAGGUUUUCUCCUGCUCUAUAUCCCUGUUUAACCUCCUCCUAACCCCUUCCUUCCUUUUCCUAUCGCAGCCUAACUCAAAUUGUUCUAAUUCCCCCCUCCCUCCCUCUCUCCAUCCUUCUAACUAUUAAUUCUGCUAAUCUUUCCUUGCUCGGGUCUGCAGGGGACUUUCACUUAUACUCCCUGAGUCAUCUGCGUAGCUGAGCGCAGGAUUAGUAGUGAUUUCCAUGCAGACAGGUUCCCCAUCCCAGGGUUUAAUAUCGCCCACUCACAGCUCGACACUCGGGCCGCUAAAUGAAUUCCACCCCAGCCUGAGGUAUCAGAGAUGCAAAUGCAAAAGGGGAUCGGGAUUGUGUGUGUGUGUGUGUGAGACAGUGAGCGAUUGCAAUUAUGUGAGCUAGCGUUUGAGUGUGUGUGACUGUUUGCAUGAGAGAGAGAGAUGUGUGAUUUGUGAUUGCGGCUAGAGAGACAAUGUGGAUGUGUGUGGGUGUAUGAGAAUGUAUUGGAAGAGAUUGGAAUCUUGUGUAACAGGACAUUUCUACUAUCCCUUUCCACUUUGCCGCGCCUGCAGAGAAAAGCUUUGUUUGCUUUUCAAAUUAAACAUUUGCCAGGUUCUCAGUUAGCAUUCUGUGUGUUGUUAAUUGAUUUUCUCCGAUGCUGCGUACCUUCCUUUUGUCUGACUUUCUGGCGAACGCGCGAGCAGAACUUUUUAAUGAAGGCCCAAGCGUACGAAGGCGUCUCCGGGGAAACAGAGUUCUGCUCCGUGUGUUUUUUUGAGAGCUUUCCGCUGCCUGCAAUCACACAACCAUUUUACUCCACGACAGAGCAAGAGGGAACGCUGGGACGUUAUCAUGGCAGGCAGGCUUGGUGUGUGUGUUUUGUGUCUGGCAGGGCUAUACAACUGACAGAGGCGCGGGCGUUCCAGCUGAAUCCAUUGGCGGUGCUUUUCAGAGAGAGGACAAUUAGCGCAGGUAUGGGUUACUGUAUCCUGGUGGCCCAUGGUCUGGGGAGGUUGUGUUCUGUGGUGGGUCGCUGGGGCACCACGGCGCUGACCGUCUCCACYCUGCUGCUCCUCCUGCUCUUCUCCUGGAAGACCGUUCAGCAGAACGACAUCUGGCUGUCCCGGGAGGCCCUCUUCAGGUCUGGCAUCCAGACGUUGCCUCACAACGCCAAGGUUCACUACAACUAUGCCAACUUCCUGAAAGACAGAGGGCGCCACCAAGAGGCCAUCCACCACUACAAAACUGCUCUCAGGUUGUACCCUCGCCAUGCCAGUGCUAUGAACAACCUGGGUACUCUGACACGCCACCCAGAGGAUGCCGAGCACUACUACAGGACCGCCCUGGACACCAACCCCCAGCACAACAGAGCCCUGUUCAACCUGGGAAACCUGCUCAAGUCCCAAGGGAAGAUGGAAGAGGCAGAGGCUCUGUUGAGAGACUCCAUUCGGUUCGGUCCACACUUCGCUGACGCCUACUCCAGUCUAGCAUCACUUUAUGCAGAGCAGAAGCGGUUUGCGGAGGCCAAUGACGUUUAUCUUCAAGGCAUAGAGAGCUGCCCGGACAGCUCGGACCUGCAUAAUAACUACGGAGUGUUUCUGGUCGAUACCGGAGAAGGCGCUCUGGCGGCAGCCCACUACCAGCAUGCCGUGCGUCUCAAGCCGGCGCACUACGUCGCCAUGGUAAACUUGGGCCGCCUCCUUCGCUCCUCCAGUGAGAACAAGGAGGCGGAGUCUUGGUACAAAAAGGCCCUGCAGGUGACGAGGAAGGUGGACAUCCUGACGCCACUAGGGGCGCUGUACUACAACACAGGACGCUAUGAGGAGGCUCUGCAGGUGUACCGCGAGGCGGCUACGCUACAGCCAGAUAGCACCGAUAUCUGGCUGGCUCUGGCACAAGUGUUAGCCAUGGCAGGCCGCUCUAAAGAGGCAGAGAAGAUGACUCUGGGCAUCAUAUCGAAGCAGGGGAGCUGCAUCGAGUGUUACCGCCUACUGUCUGCCAUCUACAGCAAACGAGGCAACAACACAGAGGCUCUGGAUGCUCUAGACAAGGCACUACUGCAAAACCCCUUAGACAUGUCUGUCAGGGCAGAGCUUCACUUCUCCAAGGGCAACCAGCUCAGAGAGAUGAACCAGCUGGACAGAGCCUUCGAGAGCUACAAGCUGGUAGUGGAACUAAAACCUGACCAAUCGCAGGCUUGGAUGAACAUGGGAGGAAUUCAACAUAUCAAGGGAGACUAUGCAGCAGCCAGGCAGUACUACCAGAGGGCCCUGAUCCUAACCCCUGGCUCCAAGCUGCUGAAGGAGAACCUGGCCAAGCUGGACCGGCUGGAGAGGAGGCUGACCGGGGCCUAGACUAACCCAGACACAGCACUAUUCUGGGCAUGAGUUGGGGACCAAGGACCCUGGAUGCCCCAACAGUACGGUUAAAAAAAUACCUUCUUAAGUCAACCUACCUGGUUGAUGAUGUGAGAUUAUGGUGAACAUGACAGGGUUGCAGGGUAUGGAAGCAGACUGGGGGUGAUGGAGCUUCCAGGGGAGCAUGAGGCUGGUUAAGCCUGUGAUUGGAGUCACAUUCUGGGGGAAGCAGAUGGAGAGAGGACCCUAAGGAGUGGAGAUGGAGAUUCAGCCAGCAGCACUUCAAAUUGGAGCGGACUGGAUCAGCUCUCUUUAAGACAGUACCGCGAGCUCCACACAUCGCCCAGCCUGAAAACGCUUCAAACAAACUGAUCUGCUUUUGAAAAUGUUUUGUUUAGUUUGAUUUGUGUUUGUAUUUAAUUUCAUGUUAAAUCCUGUUUUUAGUCACUAAAUCUGUGAUCACUUCCCUCAUCUCUGCUGAUGAGCAAAACCAUAAGUAAACCCAUGUUGAGAUUUUGAAAUGUACUGGGUGUCAUGUUCACUGUAAAUGCUCCAACAAUAUCAUUCUAGCUGGAAGACAAAUUGCAUUUUGCCAACAUGAAGGACAGUUUGCUGAAGUCACUGUAUAUCCGUGCUUAGGGUUGGGCUUGCCUUGACUCAAAUGUGGUCCCUGCAACCCCUCAGCCUGAGCUUGGGAUACAUAAGCCCUGUUAUAAGACAAGGUAUCGGUGUGCUCCGUGAACACAUUGACAACAUGUGCUUUUAACCUCAAGCUAUGGCAGAGCCUCUGAGAAGCAAGCAACGUCUGCUCAACGUAGCCUUCCGCAAGUACAAGUAAGCUAGUGUCUAUAGACUCCUCCUAAGGCCUAACACUGACCCUCUGAUCCGCUCAACAUUUCUGAAGCUGUGUAUUAUUUGUUGCUGUUGAUGUUGCUAUGAUGAUCGCGAAUGAAUGUUUGAUGUGGAAUGUACAACAGGAUAAAGACGAACUGACUAGUGCAAUGACUGAGAUUGAUUUGCACCAUACAAAUAAAUGUAUGUUUUUUUAACUGGU